UUAGGGUUCAGUCGAUUUUGUUAAUGAAAUUUUUUUUUAAAAAGCAUUGUUUCUAUGUGUUAUAAAAUUAUUUAAGCCUAAAUUUUUUUUACUAUCAAGACAAACCUUAUUUUUUUUUAAUUGACAUUCUAUCUUUAAUCUUUUUUGUAGCAAUGUCAACACUUCAACCUUUUCUAGUUGGAUGUUUUACCAUGGCGUGUUUUUCUGUUGUGAUCUUGGGCUUAUUAAGCUUUAUUGUUGAUAAUUCUACUUCAGGAGUUCAUUUAAAGGAUCAACAAAAACCAUUAGCAGCGCAAGCAUGUUUAAUUGCAGCAGCAGGUUACUUUCUUUUAGGCAUUUUUUCGUUUGUUCAGGGACAAAUCGCUUCGUUGUAUCGUUUUUAUUCCACAUCUUACUCCCCUCUACCCGAGUGUUCUUAUGAAGAGGCUUAUCGUCUUGUAGAAAUGAAACCUUUGUUACAACACAGCCGAAAAUUUUUGACGAAUGAAUCUAUUGGUGCAUGUGUUGAUUCAGCCAAACCUUUUUGGAAAGAGGAAUCUUUUUACGACCGAGAAACGUUCUGA
Messenger RNA from Hylaeus volcanicus, 563 nucleotides. RefSeq lists its product as uncharacterized. NCBI's taxonomy places the organism in Eukaryota, Metazoa, Arthropoda, Insecta, Hymenoptera, Colletidae. The transcript is spliced from 2 exons. Bases 153 to 563 code for a protein of 136 amino acids. The record is from RefSeq and is a predicted model, not a curated record.